Molecule: messenger RNA, 4699 nt
Organism: Acanthopagrus latus (yellowfin seabream)
Lineage: Eukaryota; Metazoa; Chordata; Actinopteri; Spariformes; Sparidae
Gene: rbm15
Product: RNA binding motif protein 15
Exons: 1
Coding region: 163-2712 (849 amino acids)
Biological process (GO): regulation of alternative mRNA splicing, via spliceosome
Cellular component (GO): nucleus
Molecular function (GO): mRNA binding
Source: RefSeq, a predicted model, not a curated record
GGAUCUCGCACUAAUCCCUACAAAAUGGCGGCUGUUGUUGUUUUGCCGCAGGGUCACUGAACAAAUCCGUUUUUCGUUGCAAUAAUUUUCUGCACUAAAUUGCAUAAACAGCGCAACAAAACCAGACUAGGCGUCCCGACGGUCGGCUCCGUGUGGACUGAGAUGAAAGGUAAAGAGCGGUCGCCGAUUAAAAAACGCUCCCGGGCCUUGGACGAUAUUCGAGACAGGGGAGGAUGCCACCCGACCAGCAAGAAAAUGGGGGCUCUCUCCGUUUCCAGUGGGAGUAAUAAUGGAAACAGCUCGACCAAAAGCGACGGCGGCUCGACGAGAAGGAGCCUGCUCGGCGAAAAAAGAGACAGGGACUUCGACGGACAUUGUAGGACUGGGAAUAACCACAGUUUGUCAGCUGCCGCCAGCUCCGUCGGCAAAAACCACAACCUGAGCCUGACGCUGGAUUUAGCCUCACCGAGGACAACUUCCCGGGGGGAGCAGCGGGUCCAGCCGCCCAGCGCCGAGAGUGAGUACAAGACCCUCAAAAUAAGCGACCUCGGCACCCAGCUGAGCGACGAAGACAUAGAGGAUGGACUAUUUCACGAAUUUAAAAAAUUCGGUGAUGUGAGUGUUAAGAUAAGCCGCAGCAACGACGAACGGAUAGCAUUCGUGAAUUUCAGGAAGCCCGACGACGCCAGAGCUGCUAAGCACGCCAGGGGCCGGCUGGUGCUGUACGACCGGCCGCUGAAAAUUGAGGCGGUGUACAUCAACAGGAGGAGAAGCCGGUCCCCCGUGGAGAGAGACUUGUAUGGUGCAGCUCAAAGCCAUAGACAUUUGCAGAGACCUCUCUCGCCCACCGGGCUGGGAUAUAGAGACUACCGGCUACAGCAGCUGGCCCUGGGUCGGCUCCCCCCUCCCCCGCCGCCCCCUCUGCCCAGAGAGCUGGAGCGGGACCGGGAGUUUGCCCUGUUUGAAGCCAGGGCACGUCCAGCUUUCAUUGCAGAGCGAGCAGCUUUUCGUGAGGAGGAUUUUAUAUCUCCGGAAGAUGACCAAAGAGCCAAUAGGACGUUGUUUUUAGGUAACCUGGACAUAACUGUUACAGAAGCGGACCUGAGGAGAGCUUUUGACAGGUUUGGGGUCAUAACAGAAGUGGAUAUCAAAAGACCCACACGGGGACAAAUCAGCACGUAUGGGUUUCUGAAAUUUGAGAACCUUGACAUGGCCCACCGUGCUAAGCUUAGUAUGUCUGGCAAGGUAGUAGGCCGCAACCCUAUAAAGAUAGGUUAUGGGAAAGCAACUCCUACAACACGCCUGUGGGUGGGUGGACUCGGACCUUGGGUCCCUCUAGCUGCACUGGCAAGAGAGUUUGAUCGUUUUGGCACGAUAAGGACCAUUGACUACAGAAAGGGGGAUACGUGGGCCUACAUUCAGUAUGAAAGUCUGGAUGCUGCACAAGCGGCAUGCACACACAUGAGGGGCUUCCCGCUGGGAGGCCCAGAGAGGAGACUCAGAGUGGACUUUGCUGAUGCUGAGCAUCGGUACCAGCAGCAGUUCCUGCAGCCUCUCCCAAUACCACCGUUCGACAUGGUGGCUGAGUCGUUUGUCCACCGUGCCACUCCGGAACCUCUGCGGGUCAGGGAACGGACUCCACCGCAGCUUCACUUCAGGGAGAGAGAGCUCUUUCCUGCAACUGAGUGGCCCAACCCAGCUAUUCGUGAUCGGGUACGUGCCUCACCCUUUGAGCCUCUGGAGCACCUGGAACGUGAGCGGCGGGCGCGGGAGCCCUGGUCCUUGGAACGAGAGCUGCAGGGACGAGAACCUGCACGGAAGCGCCGUGUACUGGAGGAUGGACGCCACAUAGACCACUCCCCUGACAGUACCGAUAGGACAGUAAGACGUAGGCGUGCUUCUCCAGAUGGUAGUCCUGGAGGUAGCAGCAGAGACGGAGGGCGCUUCAGUGACUCAGAGCGCCCCCUGCGGGGUGAAAGACCCUCCCCCGCACGAGAACAUCACAGUGGACUAGAAAGGGUUGGGGCUGAAAGGAGACUCAAAAGCCAGAGUCUUUCAGAAAAAGGACCUUCAAGCAGCAACGUUUUAGCAGUUGGAGAGCGUAAGCGCAAAGCUGGCGAUGGUGGUAAGGGGCCAGCCAAGAGAGAACGUUCUGAGAGCAGCACCAAGGGUGGUCAGUCAUCCAAACCUGACGGCACCAGACUCGGUUUGGCCUGGCAUGGCAUGCUAUUGCUCAAAAACAGCAACUUUCCAGCCAAUAUGCACCUGCUGGAGGGCGAUCAUAACGUAGCCAGCGACCUGCUUGUUGAAGGCACAACAGGGAGGCAGGUGAAUGAGCUAAAGAUUACCCAACGUCUCCGUCUGGACCAGCCCAAGCUUGACGAGGUGUCACGACGCAUCAAGGUGGCGGGUCCCGGAGGCUACGCCAUCCUGCUAGCAGUUCCUGGCGCCACGGAGGAUGCAUCUUCAUCUGACCCUGCAGCUUCAACUCAGCGGCCACUUCGCAACCUGGUGUCCUACCUCAACCAAAAACAAGCAGCUGGAGUCAUCAGCCUGCCUGUGGGGGGCAGCAGAGAUAAAGACAACACAGGGGUUCUUCAUGCUUUCCCUCCCUGUGAUUUCUCCCAGCAGUUCCUGGAUUCCUCUGCCAAAGCUCUGGCUAAAAGUGAAGAGGACUAUCUGGUCAUGAUUGUUGUUCGUGGAGCAUCUUGAAAAACAUCAGAACACACUAAGUUCGAGUGGUGUAAAAAAGAAAAAAAAAAAACCUGCUGUAUGUCAGUAACUAUUGCAUGCUGUGUGUUCUGCAUUAUGGGGUACACUAGUAUGGUUCUUGAGUGUUUGUAUGUUGCCAUGUAAUCCACUAAAAGGACAAACACUGCCCUCCUACAAAAUUCAAAUGAUGUGUGUUUUUGAAAUUAUUUUCAAAGAGUGCAUAAAUUGCUCUCAAGGUCAUAAACCUGCAGUAAUCCAGUACAGUGAAACAGGAAAAUAUGAGGAGAAUUUGCCGAAUCUAUUUUAUUUAAGAAGAGAUGCAUCAAAUAGAAAACAAAUAUUUGGUUCAUUCACAGGGUUAAAAAUGUACCCACCCCCAGUUCCAUUACAAGAAAAGCAAAUGUAGAAAUGCCAUGAAUGGACACAGUAACACCUCAGACUCCCUCAGAAGCUACUGUAGUGUCGAAUGUCACAUCUAUCAGACACAUUAUUCACAAAAUCUAAAAAUGACAAGCUUAAAGUUCACUUAUACUGAGCUGUCUGAGAUCGUAUAGGUGUUGUUGUGUCUAUCUCCUGCACUGGUAUUUAUGAGGGGAAGGGAAUGGGAAAACAUCCUUUUCAAAGCUUUGAAUUACAGUGCAAUAAUAUUUCUACUAUAAUCACUUUGUUUGACGGAUGGAGACAAAAGAGUGCAUGACAUUUUUGAAUUGAAAGUUUUCAGUAAUGGUGUAGUGAAUGAUUUGGUAUUGCAGUUACAAAGCUAAUCUCUUUGGAGAAGGAAUCCUGGUUACAUUUUGAAGGUCAGAGCAUGUUGGACAAGUCUUCUUCAGCACAACACACUCGCCAGACAUGUUCACCUUGCCUUCCACAAGUAACAUACUUGAUGACAAAAAGAUAACUCUCCUGAAUGGAGUUUGGUGUACUGAAGAAGAAUUGUACGCUGUUUUUUUAAUUUUAAAGGUCUCUAGAUACAAUUCACUAUUUCAGUUACCUGUGUUGUGAAUAAUGUUUGACAAGUGACAGAUUAUGUUCAGGUUCAUGGUUUGGAUUUGAGUGUAUCUAUUUUUAACUUGUGCCGCAAUGUCGGAACACCAAAUUGCAAGAUAGACAAUGAACUCAGUGUGUGUCCACUGGUCAGACUACGUUGUCAACUCAAUGUGGAAUGCUCAAUACUAACAGAUGUGAGGGGGUUUUUUUUGCCUAGGGGACAGCCCAUAACACAACACGUAUAGCGUAGUAAAUCAAAUACUAACAUGUUUUUCAUAAUUUCUUUUUUUACUCCAUAUUUUAUUUCGUGCAUCUCUAUGAAAAUCUACAGUAGUAAUGGAUGAAAAAUAAGCUUAGAGAGGUUUGUGUUGUUUCAUUUAUUGCUCUGAAACCAGUUGGUCCUCCAAGAAUAAUAAUAUUCAGUAUAAGUAAAAUGUUGGUACAAAAUAACCUGCUAUUUGUUCAGUGUAAUUUUAAAGUUUUAAAAACAAUAACAGUUAAUGUUUGAAUUUAAAGUCUGAAGAGCUAAAUUUGACAGUAUUUUAUUCAUGCCUGCCAACAUGUUCCCAAGGCCUACUUACCGUAUUUGGUUUUGACAUUGUAUGUUCGUCAUGCAAUAGUUACCCACCCUGAAUUAUAAUUUGCUGAGUUUGGUUUAAUGUGUAUUGAAAACAUUGAUAUGUCAGAAAACUGUUACAUGUGUGAACACGUCACACCCACUUCAGCGUUGGACUCAUGAGGAACCAAGUGCAGAGCUGAACACCUCUGCAGAGAAGUGUUUGUGAGUCCUCGCUAAUGAGGCAGCUUUUAAGUUGUGUGUCCCCUCUGCACCUGUGAUGACUCCUGUUUUUAAAUGGAAAAUUUGAGCAGUGUACACUUGUCAACAAUGUCAUGGGAAAGGAAAAUCCGUAGAGCCCAUGCGAAGCUGUUCACAUACCUGCAAGUGCGUUUGGGCACUUAAUGUGACCGAUUGUCAAUAAAUUGUUCAUUUGAAGGGAAA